AUGUCUCCAGUUCAGAUCGAUUGGUCUAAGGUAGACCACCCCGAGCACCUCCUGCAGCGGUUCCCCAGUCGUCGAUCUAUCGUCUACGGUACGAAGGGGGUCGUAUCUUCGUCGCAACCUCUGGCCACGGAGGCUGGCUUGGAGAUCUUAAGGAAGGGAGGUAACGCGGCCGAUGCCGCUGUCGCUACCUCCGCGGCGCUGAAUGUUACGGAACCGAGCUGCUGUGGUAUUGGCGGAGAUGCGUUCUGCCUUUUCUUCGAUGCGAAGACGAAGGAAGUGAAGGCGUUGAAUGGGUCGGGUCACUCUCCCCAGAAGCUGACCCUGGACUACGUCAGGAGCCGCGGCAUCGACGGCAGCAACAUUCCUGCUACGGAUUUGAACUCUGUCACGGUACCCGGUGCCGCUGCAGCUUGGGUGGACACGGUCGAAAAGUUCGGGAGCGGCAGACUUUCAGUCGCGGAGGUUUUGGCCCCGGCCAUUCGCUUGGCCGAAGAGGGUGUUCCCGUUUCGGAAAUCCACGGCUUCUCCUGGAAACGCUCGGAGCAGCUCAUCAAGAAUGCCUCGCCCAAUGCCGACGAGAUGCUUCUCAACGGCAGGGCUCCGAAACCAGGCGAAAUCAUGACCUUCCCCACUCUGGCUCAGACGUUCCGCGAGGUAGCUGAGAAGGGGAAGGAUGGUUUCUACAAAGGCCGCGUUGCGCAGGCGAUCGUCCAUCUCAUACAGAGCAAGGGUGGCGUGAUGGAGCUCGAAGACCUCGCGAAGCACGAGACGACGUUCGUGGAACCGAUCAAGUAUACCUACGGUGGGGACGUGACGGUCUACGAGUGUCCACCCAACGGCCAAGGUAUCACCGCACUACUCGCGCUUGGUAUUCUCGAAAGCAUGCAAGAGCAAGGAAUUAUCGGCAAUAUACUGGAGAUGGAGCACAACUCGCCUGAAUACUUGCACACCCUUGUCGAAACCUUGAGGUUGGCAUUUGCCGAUAGCCAGCACUUCGUGAGCGACCCUGAGGUCGAACACGUCCCGGUCGAGGCACUCCUCAACAAGGAAUAUCUGGCGACCCGCGCAAAGCUGUUUGACCCGAAGAAGACGAACCCGCAAGUGGUCCACGGCAAACCCGUGCACUCGUCGGACACGGUCUACUUCUCUGUGACCGAUCAGUGGGGUAACGCGUGCAGUUAUAUUCAGAGCAACUAUGCCGGGUUUGGAACCGGAGCGAUCCCCAAGGGCUGCGGAUUCACGCUGCAGAACCGCGGAUCCAACUUUACCCUCGUCGAGGGGCACGUCAACAUGCUCAAGGGAGGCAAGCGGCCGUACCACACCAUCAUCCCCGCGCUGGCCAAGCGCGGCGACGACCUCUGGCUCUCGUACGGCGUCAUGGGCGGGUUCAUGCAGCCGCAGGGCCACGUGCAGGUGCUGCUGAACAUGCUGCGCGGGUACGGGCCGCAGGCGGCGCUCGACGCGCCCCGGUUCUGCAUCUCGGCGGGCAGCCCGGACUCGGAGGCGAAGCAGACCGGGAUGGCGGGGGACAUCAAUAGCGAGGUUUACUUUGAGGAGGGCAUCUCGGACGAGACGGUGAACAAGCUCAGAGAGAUGGGCCACGACGCGAGGCAGCUCAGCGGCUAUGCGAGGGGCAUGUUCGGGCGUGGCCAGGUGAUCGAGAAGAUCGUCGAUCCGUCCGGGCGGACGGUUUGGGCCGCUGGAUCGGACUUGCGCGCGGACGGCCACGCGGCGGCGCAGAUCUGA
Punctularia strigosozonata HHB-11173 SS5 is the source of this 1746-nucleotide messenger RNA. Its product is annotated as gamma-glutamyltranspeptidase. The transcript has 14 exons. Bases 1 to 1746 code for a protein of 581 amino acids. NCBI's taxonomy places the organism in Eukaryota, Fungi, Basidiomycota, Agaricomycetes, Corticiales, Punctulariaceae. The record is from RefSeq and is a predicted model, not a curated record.